UUAAAGCUCAAGGGUUUUGUUUGGUUUUGUUUUCGAUGGACGCGCGCAAAGUGAUCGCUGUGCAGAAUGCAUCUGACACCCUUGUCAAGAGGCUCGUCAGGAGGAGGAAACGUGUGGAGGUCAAGUAUGAGUUGGAGGAUGAGGCUGGCACCUCGCCAGCCAGCCAGGAGCAGGAGGCCACAGCAAUAGCAGAGAGCAAUGGUGGCAGUGGCAGUGGUGGAGGUGGAGAUGGAGAUAGCAUAUGGGAGCCACCCCUUUGGAAGCAGGUCCUGGAGAAUCUCCAGACCAUGAGGGCUGCAAGGGAUGCCCCGGUGGAUAGCAUGGGAGCCGAGCAAUGCAUGGAUCAAGGGGCCGAGCCAAAGGUGUACCGCUUCCAGGUGCUCAUUUCCCUCAUGCUGAGCAGCCAGACCAAGGACCAGGUAACCCAUGCUGCCAUGACCAAGCUGCGCCAGCACGGCCUCACCCCUGACAGCCUCCUGGCCACCCCUGAUGCCACCCUGGGAGAACUCAUCUACCCUGUGGGCUUCUGGAAGAAAAAGGUUGUUUAUAUUAAAAAGACUUGUGAGAUCUUGAAGAGGGAUUAUGAGGGAGACAUCCCACCCACAGUGAAGGAAAUGUGUCAGCUGCCAGGGGUGGGGCCCAAGAUGGCUCACCUAUGUAUGGACAUUGGCUGGGGCAAGCUGACUGGCAUUGGCGUGGACACUCACGUUCACCGCAUCAGCAACAGGCUGGGAUGGACGCGGCGCCCAACCAAGACUCCUGAGGAAACCCGCCUGGCCCUGGAAGCCUGGAUGCCCAAGGAGCUGUGGAGUGACACCAACCUCCUGAUGGUUGGGUUUGGCCAGCAGGUGUGUGUUCCUGUUGGCCCCAAGUGUGGUGAGUGCCUCAACAAGGCUCUGUGUCCCUUUGGCAGAAAUGCUCUUCUUGCCUCUCCAAAGAAAGGCUCUCCUAGGAAAUCACAGAAGAGAAAAGGACAAGAAUAAGUUCAGUAUCACAUCUUGGCAUUCUUAUUACGGCAGAUGUGCUUCCCAAGAUGAUGGUCGUGUUUAUACUCCUUAAAUAAAAGUCAUAAAGGUAGCCAUGCUCAUGAAGUCAUCACAAGCAGCUUCAUUAUAUUAUAUAAAGAGAUAUUGUACAUAUAUUGCAUCCUUUUACAGAAUUUACAAGUAGAAUUAUGAUUAUUUUUUUGUAAUUCUAGAGAUGAAAAUGUGCUUGUAUUACAUGGCUUUUAAUACAAGAAUUUUCCUAUUCAUGUAUUAUACAUUUUAUAUUUUUAACAUGCACCUUUUUAUACCUUUCAGAUUUUUUUUGUUUUUUUUUGUGCCCUUUCUUCAUCACUUAGCAUUCUAAACUGGAUCUACAUUUAGCAGCUACUAGUGGUAAUUAAGAAUGAUUUUCAAAUCUAUGAUGAAUGCCAGUCCUCAAACAGUCUGGUAAUGGCACCAGCCAAUAUCUUCAGUAUCAUGUUCAACCAAAGGAACUCAGGGAUCAUAGAUAUUUGCCAGCAGUGAUGUAUGAUGUCAUAGGAUGAGUAAUGGAUACCAAAUCUAAUGGAGUUUACAGUGAACUUAAAUAUGUUUGUACUUUUAAAAUAAAUAAAAAUAAUUUCAGGA
Scylla paramamosain (green mud crab) is the source of this 1613-nucleotide messenger RNA. It is a transcript of the gene Nthl1, whose product is annotated as endonuclease III-like protein 1. The transcript is spliced from 6 exons. Lineage: Eukaryota; Metazoa; Arthropoda; Malacostraca; Decapoda; Portunidae. Gene Ontology annotation, molecular function: 4 iron, 4 sulfur cluster binding; oxidized pyrimidine nucleobase lesion DNA N-glycosylase activity; DNA binding. The record is from RefSeq and is a predicted model, not a curated record. Gene Ontology annotation, cellular component: nucleus. Gene Ontology annotation, biological process: base-excision repair; nucleotide-excision repair; base-excision repair, AP site formation. The coding region runs from base 36 to 983 and encodes 315 amino acids.